AAUAAUAAAAAAAAAAAGCUUUAGUCACUUUGAUUCAUGAUUCAUCGCCUCAACUCUUGCCCUGCGUGAUUGCGUCUCUCCCUCGGCCACUGCGACUCGAGUCUAGGCUUACAUCGGAGAGCAUGGAGGAGGUAGAAUCUGGUGAUAGCAAGAGCAGGCAACGGCGCGUGGGGAUAAUCUAUGAUGAGAGAAUGUGUAAGCAUUUCUCUACCGUUGAUGAUUAUCAUCCUGAAAAUCCCAAUCGAAUCACAACCAUUUGGAACAAGCUUGUAGCCAACAACAUUCCUCAAAGAUGUGUUGUUUUGAACGCCAAAGAAGCAGAAGAUAAAUAUCUACUAGCAGUUCAUUCCGAGAAUCAUGUUAAUUUGGUUAGAAAUAUAAGCACUAAACAAUUUGAUUCUCGAAGGAAUACAAUUGCUUCAAAAUUCAAUUCUAUAUACUUUAAUGAAGGAUCAUCAGAAUCUGCUUACCUUGCUGCUGGCUCUGUCAUAGAGGUGGCUGAGAGAGUUGCCAAAGGGGAAUUGAAUUCUGCUGCUGCUAUUGUAAGGCCUCCUGGACAUCAUGCUGAACAUGAUGAGGCAAUGGGAUUUUGUCUAUUCAACAAUGUGGCUGUUGCAACAAGAUUUCUUUUGGAUGAAAGACCAGAAUUGGGUAUUAAAAAGAUUCUGAUUGUUGAUUGGGAUGUUCAUCAUGGGAAUGGUACUCAAAAGAUGUUUUUCGAGGACCCUCGAGUCUUGUUGUUUUCUGUUCAUAGGCAUGAGUUUGGGACUUUUUACCCUGCUAACGAUGAUGGUUUCUAUACUAUGAUUGGAGAAGGGCCAGGUGCUGGAUAUAACAUAAAUGUCCCUUGGGAGAAUGGAAGAUGUGGGGAUCCAGACUAUCUAGCUGUAUGGGACCAUAUCUUGAUCCCUGUUGCUAAGGAGUUUGAACCCGACAUGAUUAUAGUGUCUGCCGGAUUUGAUGCAGCUGUUGGUGAUCCUCUUGGUGGUUGUCGUGUCACACCGUAUGGAUAUUCAUUGAUGUUGAAAAAGUUGAUGGAUUUUGCCAAUGGUAAGAUUGUGUUGGCAUUGGAAGGAGGUUACAAUCUUGGCUCUAUAGCAAAUUCGUUCCUUGCUUGCGUGGAAGUUCUGCUUGAGAACAAGCCUAUUGCUGGAUCCUCAGAAGCCUAUCCAUUUGAAUCCACUUGGCGUGUCAUACAGAUGGUUCGCAAGAAGUUAAGUGCUUACUGGCCUACACUUGCAGACGAAAUACCCUUGAAGUUAACCAGUCAAAAAGCCCCUCCUCCACAUCUUUUGAUCUCAAGCUCUGAUUCUGACGAUGAAGAUCGCAAAACUCCAAAUAUUGUGUCAGCAAAUUUUGUUUCAGCUGUUCAGGAGGUUAUUGAACCGCUUUUGAAUAUAAAAAUCGAAGAUGAUCAUGAUGAACUGGCCACAGAACCUACUAACUGGAGAUCAGAGCUUUCAAAGACGGACAUUUGGUAUGCUACUUUUGGAUCAAAUAUGUGGAAACCAAGGUUCCUUUGUUAUAUUCAAGGUGGUCAGGUAGAUGGUAUGAGAAAGCCUUGCUCUGGUUCAAUGGAUAGAAACCCACCAAAAGCUGUUCUAUGGAAAAGUUUCCCUCACAGAUUAUUCUUUGGUCGUGAAUCUACACUUACAUGGGGUCCUGGAGGGGCUGCUUUCCUUCAUCCUGAAAGUAGCGUUGGUGAAAAAACUUACUUGUGCUUGUAUAGAAUAACGCUAGAACAGUUCAAUGACGUUUUGCUUCAGGAAAAUGGUUAUCAAGAGAUGAGUUCUCCGGUAUUUGAUUUGGAUGCACUACAGGCAAUAACAAACCAAGGAUCCAUUUCUUUGGAGGUUUUUAAGACGGGUUGGUACCACAAUGUAGUUUACCUGGGAAAGGAGCAGGACAUCCCUAUACUGACUAUGACCUGCCCACUUUCGGCAAUCGAAAGGUUUAAAUCAGGGGAAGUCCCUUUGCGUGCACCUUGCAAAGAAUAUGCCAACACCUUAAUAAAAGGCCUUGUGGAAGGAGGACGGUUAACAGAGGAGGAAGCCAUUGCUUACAUUCAAGAAGCCUCUACUAAACCAUUAUGCUAGAAACGAUCUAGCUUUUACAUUUCCUUUUGUAAAUGUUUUAUGGUAGCACGUUAAAUGCAAUUCUUACUCAUCAGCUAGCUUCAACCUAUUCAUAUACUUUAGUAUAUGAUUGAAGACUAGUUUAAGGAGUGAGAAGAAUGCUGCAGUGAGUAUUGGUAAAUAAAUGGAGGGUCCAUUUAGAUGAUCAGUCAUUUGAAAUUAUUGAGCAUGUUAAC
Messenger RNA from Jatropha curcas, 2311 nucleotides. Its product is annotated as histone deacetylase 5. Gene Ontology annotation, biological process: epigenetic regulation of gene expression. Gene Ontology annotation, molecular function: histone deacetylase activity. The record is from RefSeq and is a predicted model, not a curated record. Gene Ontology annotation, cellular component: histone deacetylase complex; cytoplasm. Lineage: Eukaryota; Viridiplantae; Streptophyta; Magnoliopsida; Malpighiales; Euphorbiaceae.